AUGCCGCGCCCCAAGCGCGACAUUCAGGCCGUGGCAUUGGAGACGGAAACGCCUCCGGCCGCACUCAGCAGCAACCAAGCGAUUGCCCGAGUCAAGCAAGCGGCCGGCAACAACUUGUAUCGCGUCGAGCUUCCUGGAGUCGGAGAAAAGGCCGAGCCCCGAGAGCUGCUCGCCGAGCUCCCCGCGCGCUUUCGCUCGACCAUCUGGAUUAAACGCGGGUCGUAUGUGCUGGUAGAUACCGCGUCGCUGGCGGAUCGAGACAAUAAGUUGAAUGGGGAGAUUGUGAAUGUUGUGCGGGAUGAAAAGGCGUGGCGGAAGAUGGGGUAUUGGCCAAAGGACUUUUCCGCCAAGAGUUCAAGAUAUCUUGAUGGGGAGUCUGGAGAUGAGGGUCCGCAGAUGCCACCUUCUGAUGAUGAGGAUGAUUGA
Molecule: messenger RNA, 426 nt
Organism: Neohortaea acidophila
Lineage: Eukaryota; Fungi; Ascomycota; Dothideomycetes; Mycosphaerellales; Teratosphaeriaceae
Exons: 1
Coding region: 1-426 (141 amino acids)
Biological process (GO): translational initiation
Cellular component (GO): nucleus
Molecular function (GO): translation initiation factor activity; RNA binding
Source: RefSeq, a predicted model, not a curated record